CUGAAUAAAAAGAAACCCCGCCAUUGAUUUUAUGUCUGGUUUCUAUUGGAAUAUAAGAGGGUUUAACAAACCAUCUAAACAUUCUAUAGUAAAGGACUGGGUUCGGAGGAGUGGUUUUCAGUUUGGUUGUAUAAUUGAGACGCGGGUGAAGGAGAACAAAGCUAAGAGGAUUAUUGAAGAGGUUUUUCCUGGCUGGUCCUCUAUCACUAAUUAUGAGCAUCAUCGACUGGGUAGAAUCUGGGUGUUAUGGAGUCCAAAAGUGAGGGUCACGCCUUGUUUCCAGAGCGCGCAGAUGAUUACUUGUUCGAUUCUACUAGAAGAUAUGGCAGAGGAGAUAUUCUGUUCCUUUGUAUAUGGUUUCAAUUUGGCUGAAGAGAGGAAAGAACUCUGGAGAGAUAUUAAGUCUCACCAAGACUCACCUCUAAUUCAGAAGUCGCCGUGGUUGGUUUUUGGUGACUUCAACGAGAUUCUGGAUAGUGUGGAGCAUUCAGAUGUUGAUUCAAGUCACGAUUCUUCAGGUAUGAGGGAUUUUCAGGAGGUGGUUAACUACUGCUCUCUUGUGGAUAUGUCAUAUCAGGGGCCGAGAUUCACUUGGAGUAAUAAGCGAGACAAUGGAGUUAUUUGCAAGAAGCUAGAUCGCACCUUAAUGAACGAAGUUUGGAUGAGGUUGUUCCCACAAUCUUAUUGUGUGUUUGAUGCUGGAGGGUGUUCAGAUCACCAGAGAUGUAGAAUUUCAAUCAGAUUGGAGGAAAUGAAGCCGAUGAAGCCGUUUAAAUUUGUAAACGCUGUGGUGGACAUGCCAGAGUUUCUUCCUUUGGUUGGGGAUUUCUGGUUAGGAACAGAGCCAUUGUUCAACUCAACGUCAGCCUUAUUCAGACUUGCCAAGAAACUGAAGGCUUUAAAGCCAGCUCUUCGGAAACUGAGUAAAGAGAAAGUGGGGGAUAUAGUAAAGAAGACAAAGGAGGCGUAUAUAAAGCUUUGUGAGCUACAGACUAAGACGCUAGAGGACCCUUCUCAGAUAAAUAUGGAGGCUGAGUCUGCUGCUUUGGACAGGUAGUCACUCCUGUCACGGAUAGAGGAAAAAGUCCUCAGUCAAAGAGCUAAGAUUCAUUGGCUAGAUGUUGGGGAUGGUAAUAACAAAAACUUUCACAGAGCAGCGAGAGUUCGAGAGAUCCGUAACUCUAUUCGGGAGAUCAAGCGAGUCGAUGGAACUAUCGCUGACAACCAAGAGGACAUAAAAAAAGAAGCAGUGGACUAUUUUCAGGAGUUUUUAACCCAUACUCCUCCGGAAUACAGUGGAGUGAGCACCGAGGAGCUUACUGCUCUCCUAAAUU
This is a messenger RNA of Brassica rapa (field mustard), 1334 nucleotides long. RefSeq lists its product as uncharacterized. The record is from RefSeq and is a predicted model, not a curated record. Gene Ontology annotation, molecular function: catalytic activity. NCBI's taxonomy places the organism in Eukaryota, Viridiplantae, Streptophyta, Magnoliopsida, Brassicales, Brassicaceae.